UAAACCGCCUCGAAACGGUCGGCUUAUUUCUUUAAUCAGAUCCUUAAACCGAUUGAGCAGCUUCGAAGUAAGCCCUCGCGCUCUCGUUCUUCUUCUAUUGGAGAUUUCCUCACCAAUCUCAGUGCUCCCUACGAGCAUAUGGUUGCAUUUUGCUGCCUUCCGAUCGGCGGUGUUGACGAGUGUUGUGCUGGGCGGGGCAAGAGCAGUUUGCCAUCGCCGUUGGCGGCGGCGGUAGCGGCGAUGGGAAGCAACGAGACGCAUCUUCUUGAAUCCCUCACUUCCCGCUAUUCGGAAUGGAUUAUGGAGGCCCUCGACGAUCUGCCGCAUGAUCUCAGCUUCCUCAUCACCGAUCCGUACAUAGCAGGCCACCCAAUCGUCUUUGCGAGCCGCGGGUUUCUUUCGGUAUCGGGUUUUUCACGCGAGGAGGUCGUGGGCCUGAAUGGGAGGAUAUUUCAGGGCCCAGAUACUGACCGGAGGUCGGUGAUGGAGAUUAGGGAGGCGAUUCGGGAGGAGAGGGCGAUGCAGAUUAGUAUAUUGAACUAUCGGAAGGAUGGGACGUCGUACUGGAUUCUAUUCCAGCUUUGUCCGGUUUUUGGAAGAGACGAUGGCAGGCUAGUUCACUUUGUGUCUGUGCAAGUACCGAUCCCUCGGCGGGUUUUGAGCUGCACGCGACUUGCGGUGAGGGGAGGACUAUUGUUCGGGGCGUGUAGGAAUGAGGUGCGCUCUGAUCUAGAGUUCCGGUGUAGUCUUCCCUUCGAUUCAUAUGACGAUUCGGAUAAUAGAGGCUUGGAGGGGGAAGAGCGGAGGGAGGCUGGUGAUCGAGAGAAGCAGAAAGCAGUAGAUGGCGUUACAGAGAUACUAUCGAAGCUGGCGCAGUAUAGUAAGCUUACGGGCAGAGUUGUCUGUGGAAAUAGAUGUAGUCCCAAGGCUGGCACAGCUUCUCUGUCUUCAUCCUUGUGCACUUCUCUCGGUAGAAUCAAACAGAGCUUUGUAUUUUUGUCUUACAGGACUGAUCCUCUUUUACCUGAUAUGCCAAUCGUCUAUGCUAGUGACACCUUCUUAAGUCUGACAGGUUACACUAGAGAUGAAGUUUUAGGAAGGAAUUGCAGGUUCUUAGGCGGACCUAACACAGCUGUUGAGGCCUUGCAACAGAUAAAAGAAAGUAUUCUUGCCGAAAAAGCUUGCACAGUCCGGAUUCUGAAUUACAGGAAAGAUGGAACUUCUUUCUGGAAUCUUCUACAUAUAUCACCUGUUCGAAAUUCAUCUGGCAAGAUUGCAUUUUAUGUUGGAGUUCAGAUAGAUGAGGGAUUGAAGAAUGAUGAGCAUGGGCUGAGCCCAUCGAUCAGGCAGCUUGGUGCUGUGGGUGCAGUCAAGGUAGCUGUGAGGAGCUUAUCUUCAAGUGCAGGGCCAUCUUCAAGGUCCACUUCAUAGUAUAUACUGUAAUUGUAAGAUAGAGCAGGUAAAUUCAUGGCCUAGCUGCCAAAUUGUACUCUCUUCGAGACAAAAAAAAAAAAAAGUCACCUGGUGCUCAAGCGCUCAAUUCCAAGAUCUUCUUCAGUUGUAACAUGUUACAUUAAUAAAUGAGGUUAGUUUCAAUGAAAGUUGAAGCCCAUCAGUUCUGAA
This is a messenger RNA of Dendrobium catenatum, 1623 nucleotides long. Its product is annotated as protein TWIN LOV 1. Bases 139 to 1431 code for a protein of 430 amino acids. The record is from RefSeq and is a predicted model, not a curated record. The transcript is spliced from 7 exons. Lineage: Eukaryota; Viridiplantae; Streptophyta; Magnoliopsida; Asparagales; Orchidaceae. Gene Ontology annotation, cellular component: nucleus.